Crotalus tigris (Tiger rattlesnake) is the source of this 3137-nucleotide messenger RNA. RefSeq names its product potassium voltage-gated channel interacting protein 4 (gene KCNIP4). Lineage: Eukaryota; Metazoa; Chordata; Lepidosauria; Squamata; Viperidae. The coding region runs from base 801 to 1604 and encodes 267 amino acids. The transcript has 9 exons. Gene Ontology annotation, molecular function: calcium ion binding; potassium channel regulator activity. Gene Ontology annotation, biological process: regulation of potassium ion transmembrane transport. The record is from RefSeq and is a predicted model, not a curated record. Gene Ontology annotation, cellular component: voltage-gated potassium channel complex.
CAAGGAAAAACAGAGGAAGUCCAGUUGCCUCUUGGAAAAAAGCACCUUUGGGUUUUGCCCUUUUCCCAUUUUCUUUUCCCUUUUUAGGUAAGAUAUCUAACUUCACAAUACAAGCCACGGUUUUUAUUUUCUUGGAUGCAACCAACCCUUUAAAUCUUUUGCCAUCUCCUUUCUGGAGUGACCAGAGACGGGAACCUCAUGGUCACCCUGGAGAUGGCCUUUGCCAAGAGACAGGAGGGGGUCCCUCAUGAGAAGAGGGAAAAGCACCCACCCCUGGCGUUGAUCCAAAUCCCGCAAAUUAAAGCCACUCAUGAUAAAGAUGCAAAUGCAUCUGAUGAUUAAUCUGAUAUUUGACAAGCUUCAGAGUGCUGUUCUUUUCGGCUGAGAGCGGAGCUGUAGCACACUGGAGCUGGCACUGAGACGGCGGGCGUUCAGCGUGCUCUCUUGUGCCUCUUCCUUUGAGCACAGGCUUGCUUCUUUCCAAACAAACACUGCAAAGUCUGGAAAUCCGGAACGGAUGCCCACCUAGCAGCAGAGGAGUAAGAAGGCUGGUGGUGUCGGAUGCCUUUUUCUUCUGGGGACCAGGCCACAAUCAGCAUCCCAAAGCAUCAAGAUGCAGGAGAGCAGGAAUUUCAGUUAACACCCACCUGGUCACUUCAAUUUCCUUCGCCGUUCUGGCUGUGCUGACAACUUUUUUUUUUUUUUUUUUUUUUGCAUGGGAGGCAAAACCCCAGUGACAGGGACGUAAACUUUGCUUUGGUGGCUUGGCAGCUGAUUGGCAUGAAAGGCUGUCUCGGACGAUGCUGUCUUUGGAAUGGGAAUCAGAGGGUCUGCAGACGGUGGGCAUAGUGGUGAUUAUCGUUGCGUCUCUGAAGCUGCUGCAUCUGCUUGGGCUGAUAGACUUCUCCGAAGGUUUCCUCUACAGCCCGAGCAGCUCGAAACACAGCAUUAAAGAGCGGCUUAUGAAGCUCUUGCGCUGCUCGUCCUCCAAAUCGACCUCUCCUGCUACCCAAAACAGCAUAGAAGAUGAAAUUGAAAUGGCCACUGUACGGCAUCGGCCGGAAGCCCUUGAACUGCUGGAAGCACAGAGCAAGUUCACCAAGAAGGAACUUCAGAUUUUAUAUCGGGGAUUCAAAAAUGAGUGUCCCAGUGGGAUUGUUAAUGAAGAGGCCUUCAAAGAGAUUUACUCUCAGUUCUUCCCACAGGGAGAUUCUACGACAUAUGCACAUUUUCUGUUCAACGCAUUUGACACAGAUCACAAUGGAAGUGUGAGUUUUGAGGAUUUUGUUAUGGGUCUUUCAAUUUUGCUCCGUGGGACCGUGCAGGAAAAACUCAGCUGGGCUUUUAAUUUGUAUGAUAUAAACAAAGACGGCUAUAUAACAAAGGAGGAAAUGCUUGAUAUAAUGAAGGCUAUCUAUGACAUGAUGGGAAAAUGCACGUAUCCUGUUCUUCAAGAAGAUGCCCCGAGACAACACGUGGAAACAUUUUUCCAGAAAAUGGACAGGAACAAGGAUGGGGUCGUUACCAUAGAUGAAUUCAUCGAAAGCUGCCAGAAAGAUGAAAACAUAAUGCACUCCAUGCAACUCUUUGAAAAUGUAAUUUAACCUCAUACAGCUCUCCCUUCAGUGGACAAUAUGAACAAUUCUGCAGCAACACAUCUAUAAACGUUGCCACUUAGGAAUCAGAAUUGUCAGCUUUACACUGAGAUGUCUAUAAUGCAAAUAAGCUUUGUUUAAUUAAAGCCUCCCUUCUGAGACUGUAUUUUUCCACUAGUUGAGGUAAAGCAAAGUCAUUAAACAAUGCUCUCGUUAGUCGUUUUUAAAAUGUCAUUUGAGUCAUAGAACAAUCCAAAGAAAACAGCAACAGGGAAAUUGCAUUACCGUUAUUCCAACUUGCACAGCGGAGGUCUCGGAGCGAUGGGAAAAAAAGGCAAGCUUUUGGUUAGACGAGUUUCCACAAUGUCACGUCUUUAACUCCACAGUCCCUAGUGUACGGAGCUCAUCCUCCAUAACUCUCAACUGGAGGGGUAUUUUUGACAAUUACUUUUUAAGGGGAAUCCAUCCGAGUGUUGCUCGAAGCUUCAUGCAGCCGGUGAGCAGUCUCAGAUGCUGGCUUCAGGUUGGGUCACUGUGAGAAAGGGGCACUUAAAGGCAUCCAGGCAUCCCCCCACCCCACCCCGUGUCUCCACAAAGUCUUCCUUAGCCUAGCCUGGGAGAAAUAUCAGAUUCCUUAACGCUACUCUUUUAAAUUCAGAUCUACAGUUUUUAUAAUAGCUUUUCUUAUGCAAAAGAAAAAUGUAUUGUUUAAACACUGCCUAUGAUAAACUUAUUCUGUUGACAAAUUCACUGACACAGUGAAUAUCCAGGCAGUAGUUUAGAUAAAAGCUUAGCCUUCCCAAUCAAAGGGGAGAAUUAAUUGAUACAGCCAGUUCUUGAUUGGAAUAAAGAUGGGAGUCAAAGGAAGACGGAUGGGGAACCAGGGAGAGUGGUUUAUUCACGCUCCCAGUCGGUGACUGCUCCAGAUACGGACCAGGACACAAUUAUGACAAUCAAGCACCGUUUAUAGUUUCAAAACCCAAGUAAGAUUGGAAGUUUAUUAGCAUGACUACUUAGAAGGAGCUGUAGAUCUUCCAGGAGCUACAACUGCUAUUAUUCACAGAGUGAAAAGCAGAGAGAGAGAGAGUAUUCUGAGAACAACUGAAAAGUCGCAGAAAAACGAUCGGAAUAAAAUUAAAGAGUAAAUUUGCCACAGCCUUUAAAAGUGACCGCGGGGAAAAAACACAAGUGCACAAUAUCUAAGUUAAGAGAGGUACUUCCACCUCUCUUCUCGCUUCUUUAAAAACAAGAAAGGGAAAUUAAAAAAAGAAAGGGAGAGACAGACAGAACAGACAGUAGCCAGCAAAAAUUCCUGCUACUCAAGACAGUCGAAGUAAUAUUAAAUUACUGUCUGGCUAGAUGCUUAUUAGUACUGAUAGAAGACGUACGGCAGCAUUAAUCGUUUCUGCGCUGGAGUUCCAGAGAGCUUAUGGAUGUACAAGGAUGCUGCAAACUCUUGUAGUUUUUUUCUUUCUAUUUUUAAAAAUGGCAUCUAUUCUGGUACGAGAUGGCUUCGAGAGUCAAGCUACUCUACUAAUGCCA